ACUGUCCGAGUGAGAAAAAGUCCGAUUUUUUUUACUCCCGAGUCUCCGAGUCCGUCUAAGAGUGUGCUUUAGGGCUAAACAUGUCUGCCGCAUUGGUUGCCAACGGCGAUUUGCUCGCCGGAAAGUCUCCGUCGCCGGCGACCGGCCGUGUUUCCUCCGUGUACAGCGAGGUCCAGGCGAGUCGUAUCGACCACGCGCUCCCCCUUCCUGCUGUGCUCAUAAACCCCUUCAAGAUCGUCGACGGUCCCCCCAGCUCCGCUGCCGGCAAUCCAGAUGAAAUCGCAAAGCUAUUCCCGAAUCUUUUCGGCCAGCCGUCUGCAAAGUUGGUGCCGAGCGAUUCCGAUGCCAACCAGCAGAAGUUGAAGAUCGGUGUCGUUUUGUCUGGAGGCCAAGCACCUGGAGGGCACAAUGUCAUUUCUGGGAUUUACGACUACUUGCAGGACCGUGCUAAAGGUAGCACAUUGUACGGAUUCCGUGGAGGGCCUGCUGGAAUCAUGAAGUGCAAAUACGUGGAACUGACAUCAGAAUAUAUUUACCCCUACAGAAACCAGGGUGGUUUUGAUAUGAUUUGCAGUGGAAGAGACAAGAUUGAAACUCCAGAGCAGUUCAAACAAGCUGAAGAAACCGCACUAAAGCUUGAUUUGGAUGGACUCGUUGUUAUCGGUGGGGAUGACUCGAACACGAACGCUUGCCUCCUUGCUGAAAAAUUCAGGGGAAAGAAUAUCAAAACUCGAGUGAUUGGGUGUCCCAAAACCAUUGAUGGUGACUUGAAAUGCAAAGAGGUUCCUGCAAGUUUUGGAUUUGAUACUGCUUGCAAGAUCUAUGCGGAAAUGAUUGGAAAUGUCAUGAUAGAUGCCAGAUCAACUGGAAAAUAUUAUCACUUUGUGCGGCUUAUGGGGCGUGCGGCUUCACAUAUAACGCUUGAAUGUGCUUUACAAACACAUCCAAACAUUACAAUUAUUGGAGAAGAGGUUGCCCAGAAGAAGCUGACACUGAAAAAUGUUACAGAUUACAUUGUUGAUAUAGUCAGUAAACGUUCUGAGCUUGGUUAUAACUAUGGUGUCAUACUUGUCCCAGAAGGUCUAAUUGAUUUCAUUCCUGAGGUGCAGCAGCUUAUCUCAGAACUGAAUGAAAUUCUGGCCCACGACAUUGUUGAUGAAGGUGGUUUAUGGAAAAAGAAACUUGCAGAACAGUCUCUAAAGCUUUUCGAAUUUUUACCUCAAGCCAUCCAAGAGCAGUUGAUGCUUGAAAGAGAUCCUCAUGGAAAUGUCCAGGUUGCCAAAAUAGAAACAGAGAAGAUGCUUAUUCAAAUGGUUGAAACUGAAUUGGAGAAGAGGAAGCAAGCUGGUGCAUACAAAGGCGAAUUUAAAGGACAAUCUCACUUUUUCGGGUAUGAAGGAAGAUGUGGUUUACCAACUAAUUUUGAUUCUACCUAUUGUUACGCAUUGGGUUAUGCUGCAGGAGCUCUCCUUCGUAGCGGAAAAACUGGGUUGAUAUCAUCAGUAGGAAAUUUGGCAGCUCGUGUUGAAGAGUGGACAGUUGGUGGGACAGCUUUGACCGCGCUAAUGGACGUGGAGAGAAGACAUGGUAAGUUCAAGCCUGUGAUCAAGAAGGCAAUGGUCGAGCUCGAAGGUGCUCCAUUUAAGAAAUUUGCAUCCUUGCGUGACGAGUGGGCCCUCAAGAAUCGUUACAUCAGCCCUGGUCCUAUUCAAUUUGUUGGCCCAUCAUCAAAUGCAGUGAAUCAUACUCUACUCUUGGAGCUUGGUGCUCAAGUCUAGGAAUGGGAUUUUUGGGUUCCUCUAUUGGUGCAAGAUUCAUAAAUCCAGAGAAAUCGAUUAAAUACUUUCUGAAUCAUUGGCACCAUUGUCUUGCCAAGUAUUUGACCGAGUCCUGAAUUGAGCUAGAAGAUUAUAUAUGUGAGAUGGUUUUCUUUCUGUUGAUAUGUUUAGCAUGAACUCAUUCUGAGUGGGUUUGAACUUUGAAGUGUCGGUUACUACCCGUCAGGAUUUUUGCGAAAUGUCACAAUGCCAAAUAAUAUUUAAUAAAACUAGAAUUUCACUGGAGAUUCAAAGUGGAAGUUUUUUGCUGA
Morus notabilis is the source of this 2089-nucleotide messenger RNA. RefSeq names its product pyrophosphate--fructose 6-phosphate 1-phosphotransferase subunit beta. Gene Ontology annotation, molecular function: 6-phosphofructokinase activity; ATP binding; diphosphate-fructose-6-phosphate 1-phosphotransferase activity. Bases 81 to 1778 code for a protein of 565 amino acids. The record is from RefSeq and is a predicted model, not a curated record. Gene Ontology annotation, biological process: fructose 6-phosphate metabolic process; response to glucose; photosynthesis. NCBI's taxonomy places the organism in Eukaryota, Viridiplantae, Streptophyta, Magnoliopsida, Rosales, Moraceae. Gene Ontology annotation, cellular component: cytosol. The transcript has 16 exons.